AUGAUUUCAAAGGAAAAAAAUGUGCGCACACGAUCGACACUUAUAACAGCUGAACUGAUCUAUCUAUCUAUUUAUCUAUCUAUUAUAGCCUAUUCAUAUGUAUUUCGGAUUGCUUCUAUCUAUCUAUCUAUCUAUCUAUCUAUCUAUCUAUCUAUCUAUCUAUCUAUCUAUCAUUGCCUAUUCAAAUGUAUUUCAGACUGCAUCUAUCUAUCUAACUAUCUAUCUAUCUAUCAUAGCGUAUUCAUAUGUAUUUCGGAUUGCAUCUAUCUAUCUAUCGAUCAUAGCCUAUUCAAAUGUAUUUCAGACUGCUUCUAUCUAUCUAUCUAUCAUAGCCUAUUCAAAUGUAUUUCAGACUGCUUUUAUCUAUCUAUCUAUCAUAGCCUAUUCAAAUGUAUUUCAGACUGCAUCUAUCUAUCUAUCUAUCUAUCUAUCUAUCUAUCUAUCUAUCAUAGCCUAUUCAAAUGUAUUUCAGAUUGCUUCUAUCUAUCUAUCUAUCUAUCUAUCUAUCUAUCUAUCUAUCUUGUCACUAUUGCAACCAGUUCAUAUAUCUAUCUACUUCAUGCCGUUCAUUAUCUAUCUAUCUAUCUAUCUAUCUAUCUAUCUAUCUAUCUAUCUAUUUAA
This is a messenger RNA of Acanthosepion pharaonis, 621 nucleotides long. Lineage: Eukaryota; Metazoa; Mollusca; Cephalopoda; Sepiida; Sepiidae. The record is from the annotation of a GenBank genome assembly.